AUGCGAGGACGGCUCAACGCAGCGCCAGUACUAGGGUUAGAGAAGCAGCCAAUCAUAUUGGACGGGAGGCAUCAAAUAAUUAGAUUAUUAAUUGAACGCGCGCAUAAGGAAGCUGGACAUGCAAAUAAUGAACGAGUUGUGAAUGAUCUACGACAGCUCUACUGGAUCAUUCACCUACGGCCAACGGUGCGCAUGGUGGCUGGCAAGUGCCGCCUAUGCGUGUUAAGGAGAGCGCAACCAAAGGUGCCAGCAAUGGGAGACUUACCGCUGGCUAGAAUCCAGCCGUACAAGAGGCCAUUCACGAACACGGCAGUGGAUUUAUUUGGACCAUUAACAGUGACCAUCGGACGAAGGCAUGAAAAAAGAUGGGUUGCAUUGUUUACAUGCUUAACAACGCGAGCCAUACAUCUGGAGAUCGUCCAUAGUCUCUCAACGGACUCGGCGAUAAUGGCUCUCAGGCGACUAGCGGCACGACGAGGAUGGCCCGCAGUCAUUUACAGGGACAAUGCAACGAACUUCAGGGGAGCGGACGUCGAACUACGCAACGCCUACAAGGAGUGGUUACCAGCACUUCGAGAGUUCGGCGUACAACACAACGUCACAUGGAAGUUUAUUCCACCCGGUGCACCUAACCAAGGCGGAGCUUGGGAAAGAUUAGUACGCUCCGUAAAGAACGCCCUAACAGCAACAUUACACACAAAGGCACCCAAAGAAGAGUUGUUGCUGACCGUACUGGCAGAGGCAGAAAAUACUGUCAACGCACGGCCACUGACCCAUGUUUCAGUGGACCCGAGGGAUGAGGAAGCGUUGACACCGGCUCAUUUUCUCCUGGGAGGCUCAACGGGAGCUCCAUCGACCGGACCGUGCGAGGAAGCGGAUCGCAGGACUUGGCGGGCCAGCCAAGCUUUGGCCGACCACUUCUGGCGAAGAUGGAUACGGGAGUACCUGCCAACACUCGCACCGCGCCAAUCAUCAAAUAACAGGGUCAGGCCAAUCCAGAAGGGCGACUAUGUAAUAAUAGUGGACGGAAACCUGCCGCGCAAUGUGUGGCCACGCGGCAUCGUCACCCGGGUGUACCCAGGACCGGAUGGUGGAAUACGAUCGGCUGACGUUCAGACCCGAGGAGGCGUGUUCCGGAGGCCCGUCACAAAGUUGGCUGUCCUACCGUUGCAACAGGAGCAGUCGCAGGAGCCACUUGGAGAGCUGAGAAGAAUGGAAAUAUUAGACGCGAACCACAACGAUAUUCAGGAGUUGCCUGACUUCUACGGGUGUACAGCUUUAAAAGAGAUCUAUUUGGCUAAUAACUACAUUAAGGUAAUUUCCAUGACACCAAUUUGA
Cydia pomonella (codling moth) is the source of this 1338-nucleotide messenger RNA. RefSeq lists its product as uncharacterized. NCBI's taxonomy places the organism in Eukaryota, Metazoa, Arthropoda, Insecta, Lepidoptera, Tortricidae. Gene Ontology annotation, molecular function: nucleic acid binding. The coding region runs from base 1 to 1338 and encodes 445 amino acids. The record is from RefSeq and is a predicted model, not a curated record. Gene Ontology annotation, biological process: DNA integration. The transcript is spliced from 2 exons.